AUGUCGCCGCCGACUUCAUCAGCCCUCCUCCACCGCUCACUCGACAAGACAUAUCCCACCGCCGUCGGCACAGAAGGGAUAUAUCUCUUGACCGCAGACGGACGCAAGAUCCUUGAUGGGAGCAGCGGCGCCGCCGUCUCCUGCCUUGGCCAUGGCAACCGGGAAGUCAUCGACGCCAUCUGCGAACAGGCACAAAAGCUGGCCUUCGCCCACACCUCAUUCUUUACUUCUGACCCGGCCGAAGAGCUAGGACGUCUCAUCAUUGAGAAAAGUAAUUAUCACUUCAAUAAGGUCUUGUUUUUGACGUCAGGCUCCGAGGCAGUCGAGUCCGCGCUGAAGUUGGCUCUUCAAUACCACGUCUACAACAACCAGCCCCAACGGGUAAACAUCAUCGGUCGUAAACAUUCUUAUCACGGAAACACCCUCGGCGCCCUUGCAGCUGGGUAUAACCCAGCAAGGCGGGCCACCUUUGAGCCCGUCCUAGGGAUAACAUUCCACCACGUCAACCGAUGUUUCUACCAAGCCGAUGGGAAAGGCAUCUCAGAACGAGCCUAUGAGGAUGGUCUGAUUUUAGAAUUUGAACAAAGGUUUCUGGAGCUCGGUCCCGAGACAGUCGCUGCAGUCAUCGUCGAACCGGUGGUGGGCGCAACCAUCGGCUCUGUGCCCGCGACGUCGACCUAUCUGCCAAGGCUUGUCGAGCUAUGCAACCGGUACGGGGUCCUCACCAUCUUCGAUGAGGUCAUGUGCGGCAUGGGGCGCGUGGGGAGCUACCACGCAUGGCAAAGCCUGGGCAAUGUUGCCCCUGACCUGCAGACAAUUGGCAAGGGAUUAGGUGCUGGCUACCAGCCUCUGUCCGCUGUGCUACUGGGCAAGCGAGUGUCAGAUGUCUUCGAGAUACACUCCAGAGGGCCAAGGGCGUUCUUAAGCGGGCACACCUUUCAGGGCCACUCCAUGGCGUGCGCUGGCGCGCUGGCCGUGCAGCGCAUACUAUUCCGGGAUGACCUCGUAUCUCGUUGCCAGAGGCUUGGUGAAAUCUUGCACGACACACUCGCGACGAACCUACCCCCAGAGUGGAGGACACACGGAGGCACCUUGAGAGGCCUAGGCCUCUUCCGAACUGUUGAUUUCGGGAACAUGUACCAGCAGUACGGUGGCCCUGUGGCAGGCGAGGUGUCUCGCCGGGCUCUCGCAUUGGGUGCUGCGGUGUACUUGUGCUCUCCAGCUGUCGAUGCCGUCCUGCUGUGCCCGCCUUUCGUUGCCACGGAUCUGGAGAUGGAAAAGCUUGCUAAUAUUCUUGUUGCGGCGUUGACCGACGUAAUGAAGUCUCGGGAGGAGCCCAGGCGCGGGAAGAUCUGA
Molecule: messenger RNA, 1356 nt
Organism: Fusarium falciforme
Lineage: Eukaryota; Fungi; Ascomycota; Sordariomycetes; Hypocreales; Nectriaceae
Exons: 1
Coding region: 1-1356 (451 amino acids)
Cellular component (GO): cytosol
Molecular function (GO): pyridoxal phosphate binding; transaminase activity
Source: RefSeq, a predicted model, not a curated record